This is a messenger RNA of Lingula anatina, 2562 nucleotides long. RefSeq lists its product as uncharacterized. The record is from RefSeq and is a predicted model, not a curated record. NCBI's taxonomy places the organism in Eukaryota, Metazoa, Brachiopoda, Lingulata, Lingulida, Lingulidae.
AGACGCUGAGAUUAAGGAUUAAUGUGUAAUUAGAUGAUGGUUGCCUUCAGUUGUUCAAGGACAUAGUCCCUAGAAACUCAGGUAUGUGGUAUGAGGAAGCUGCAGGCAAUUAAAGCGUGCGUUCGUCUUGCAAAGCACAGCGGAAGGAUUGUGUUUUAACAUCAUGAGGCUGGGUCAUAUAUAAUACUACCGUGCAAGAUAGCUGUGACACACCGUGUCGCAUCUUCUUAACCAUGUGUGUGCUCAGUUCAUUGGUGAGCACUAACAGUUUUCCAUAAGACAGUAAAGUACUUUCUGGAGUUGGCAGAGUCUGCUGUACUUUCGCCUAAAGUGAAGAUUGCGUGGUAACUUGGCUUUUUAUUUGGAAUGACUCUCAAGAUAGCAACUCAGAAGGUGAGGUAAUUUCUAUUGAAACUGACGACAAGAAUCUGUUUGCACUUCAUGGCAGCAGUGCUGUGUGUAUAUAGUCAAACGACGUCCCGAUGGAGAGCAGGUAACAGCAGAUAAGGGCAUGGAUAUUUACAAGAAGGAACUCCAAUAUCUGUGUAAUGCAAAGCACGAAGACCUUACAUGAACCCCUUUCAACGCCACCUCCUAUACUCGACCUGCGAGCAUAACGACUUGACACCUGGUGACGUCACAGCAGGGUUGCGGUCAAUUAUUCCAGCACCUGUCUUAAAAAUUAAUUUUACCAAGGAAGCCGCAAUCGAUGUUUACGGUGGAUUUUCAUUUGCGCGACGUUGCAAGUGAAGUGGACCUCCGGAAAGUCUAUUAUCGGCCGUCUACGGGAUUUAAAGGAAUCUCCUUCAACAAGCAAGGUAAACUGUUUUCCGACAAAGGAUUUUAAAUAGCUGUCAGGUCCCACCUGCAGCGGAACCAACCAGCUUUUGACAAACAGGCAACUCUUCGCCUGUAAGAUUGCAUUUAUGUGUACCUUUGCAUCCGCAUUGUGCAGCAUAAAUGUCGAAGUUUAUGAAUACAAUGUGAUGUGAUAUACAGUGAUGAAGGCAAUGAUUGGCUGUAGUGAAUAUGUCGUUUAGGGUUAUUCUGUAGGCUGUGUUCACGUAGACUGCUGCUAGACACACUCGUUGCCUGGACAAACUCUGGUAUGGUAUAAAGAACCUAUUGCAGCCUGUCAUAUAUCUUUUUGAAGUGGAGGCUAGCAGAGACAGUGGCCAUGAUUUUAACGUGUUGCACAUUUUCAGAAGAAAUACACACCUGGGGAGCGACUGUGGCGCACUUUACCUCUUAUAUGUGAUUUAUAUGACUUUAUAAGAUAUAUUUGGCUUGAUUGAAAGGGAACGAUUGGUGCAGCGAAACUUUACCCAUAACAAAGGGGAAACAGAUGAAUUAUGACUAAUACUAAUCUUUAAUAAUGUGGGGAUUGCGCUUGAAAAACAAGAGCUACCGUGAUAGACCAAAGGAAACAUUAGCGUCUUGGGGACUGUGAUUUAAAGACAUUGCGACGCGGUCCGUUGCAUUUUAUUGAUUCGUUAAAGAGAUUCUACGAGCCUAUCCAAUGGAAGAGGACCAGGCACCAAAGUUGGGCUCCCUUAAUCUGAAGGGAACGAUGGCAGCAAUAAUGAUACCUCAUGACGACGAGAUAGAGGUCCUCUCUUACAACUCCAUCGACGACAAAAACGCUAAACCGUACGACGCCGAAGUGAAAGUGUACAUCAACGUCAAAGGAAGAUACUCGCGGUACCAUGGCGACGACGUAGUGCCGCUUCCGAUUCACGCGUCAAUGGAAGUGGACCCUGGCGACGAGAAUCAGAGGAAGAUCGUUAGCCGCGCUAUUGUGAUUGUGACUGUUACACUGUUGAUAAUGAGCUUUGCCUUGGUGGCAGUAAUGCUUCGGCUAUCGGAUCACAUUGACAAGCUAGUUGAUCAAGUGUAUGUAGACGUCCAGCCAGAGGGAGGGCAAGGGGUCGGACCCUGGAAGACGUCACCGAGUAUAAGCAAUACGAUAGAUGGCGACACGGUAGGGGAUUUAAACUCUACCACUUUGAACAGUACGAGUGACAAAAGCAACUCUUUUGCUGGUAAUUAUUCCAUGUCAUCUCCACUACAGUAUAUUGCGUCUGUUUCAAGAGUAUUUAGAAAUGGCACGCUUAACGAAGGCAAUCCGGCAUCUUUCUGGAAAAACCCAAAACACAAAGAAGAUGUAGUUUCAGGCAAACAAUACAAGAAAAGACACAUCCCUUUUAAACGAAAAAAUGUUACUUUUUUCGUGGGAUGACGAAUCAAUACGUCUAUAGGUAGUUAAUAAAAGAAGACGAGGAAAUAUUUUCGUCCACCGUGUAUCAUGAUGCAUGCGACGAAAUGCAGAAUAGGUUACAGCCUAUAGAAUUAUGGGGAAUAUUUCUCCGCAUAUGGAAAUAAAUGGUGUAUGUGAGCAGUGAACAUGUAUCGAAAUGAAUAUCACCUUUCUCCAGGAUUAUUGUAUGCAAACCAAAUAACUCUGGAAUCGAGCUCGUUUUUGCUCACAUUAAUGGUGCGCGGGAUGGGAACUUCUGAGAAUGCAUAUUUACACGGGACAUUCCGACCACAUCAAACGAGUUC